AUGGCCGCCCCUCCUCCCGCCGCUCGAUCCGGAAAGAAAGUUACCGCCGCCACCUCCCCCUCAGACGCACGUCCAGCUACCUCUGCCGGAGAAUCUCGCCCCUCACAGGAUCGUACUCGCCGUACCGGGCGCAUGUCGGUCAGUACUUCGAACGCCAGCGAUGUUCCAGUUCUGGGCCACGUCGUCGGCGACGAUCGCAGAAGGUCUGGAGGUCUGAACUUUCCUCCUGUAGCUAUCGUUCAGGAUGAUCCUGCCAACGCCCCACAGACCACCGUUACGCCGCCUACUCCGACCGAAGGUGGCUCUCACUUCCCGCCGAAGAGUCCGGUCGGUGCUGUCGUCAACGGAACGAACGGAAGGCGAAGUCGCGCAGGCUCGCUUAGCAAUACCCCUAGCAAGCUCUCGCAGAGCAUUGUCAGCGAGGGCGGCGUAACCCAGGACAGCUAUAACGGAAACAUCCCCAACAACAACAACGGUGCAGGAGGCGGAUUCUUUCAAACGAUGUUCUCGGCCGCACAGAAUGCCGCUACCGGCUUGACGAACGCCAUCCCCAUCAACCUCGCGAACAAUACCGGUAUCCGACCGCGAAGUGCGACAGGCGACUCCGACGGAUCGAAAGGAGGCGCUUCAACCACGGCAGCUUCGGUCCAAGAGGGGGCACAAGUACCGGAGAGAGAACCUGCGAUCAAAACUUUGGGGAAGGGCGAACUGAAUCUUGCAACUUUGGGCAUCGUUCCGGAUCCCCAGCCGACCACACAGAUGGACGGUGCGCAAGCUUCCGCGACCAGACUGUCAGGACCGCGAAGUGGAGACAAUGCAUUCGGAGACGGGGCGCAAUCGGUCCCAAAUUCCGCGGCGACGGCACACGGCAGUUUCGAGAUGGCCAACGACAGCCCGAUUAGCCAUCGGACUCCGUACGCUGAGGACGCGCCUAUGCUGGGGGCUGGAGCUCGCAGCUCUGCAGGUGAGGUUACUCCCGACAGGAAUAGCUUGCUACUGGGCGACGACGAGGAUGGCAACUACGAGGGUGAUCGCAAGAGAUCUGGCAGUGUGCGAAGCGGCAAUCAGACGCCGACAACGAAAAGAGGGCGCGGAGGUUCGGCGGCGUCACAGCAGCCUAGCUACGCUCUGCCGGUUUCUAGACCUACCGGAUUCGCUGUGGCCAGCAAGAAGCGGAAUCGCGACUUUCACAAUCUCUUCAAGUCUGUCCCGGAGGAUGACUAUCUCAUCGAAGACUACGGGUGCGCCUUGCAAAAGGAGAUUUUGCUACAGGGAAGACUGUACGUGUCCGAAGGCCACAUAUGUUUCCACUCGAACAUUCUCGGUUGGGUGACGACUCUAGUUAUCUCCUUCGAUGAGGUUAUGAGCGUUGAGAAGAAGAGUACCGCGUUACUGUUCCCGAACGCCAUCGUCAUCCAGACGCUGCAUGCCAGGCAUAUCUUCGCGAGUUUCAUAUCACGAGACUCCACCUACGACCUGAUUCUCGGUCUGUGGAAUAUCGGUCAUCCGCAAAUAGUUGCCGGCAAUGGAGAGGCACAUCUCGAUGGAGCCCCAGCCGAAGGUGAUAGCGGGGAUGAGGACGACGACGAGUACGAAGAGGAGACGGACGACGAUCUCGGUGAAUCGUUUACCGAUGCCGGAGAUGGCCAGUACGAAGACGUCGAUAAUGUUCCCGUCAUAUCCUCAUCCAAGGGCCCAAGUCGUAAAGCCUCGCAGUUGCCGCUUGGUGGUGGUAGUGGUGGAGGUGCUGCUGCUGCCGGUAACGACGGAGCUGCUGCCGGUGGAGUCGACUUUCCAGGCCCCAAAGCCCACGCACCGACGGCUUGUGGGGAUGACGACAAGCACUAUGACAAGAUACUAUGCGACGAAGUUCUCCCUGCUCCUCUCGGACGCAUUUAUUCCCUUCUUUUCGGACCCGCGUCAUAUCCCUUCAUUAGUCAUUUACUCACGGACGAGGAGAAGAUCCUCGAGCUGGAUAUGCCUAACAACGCCGAGUGGGAUGACGUGGAAGGGAAGAAGACCAGGAAAUUUUCGUACGUCAAGCCUCUGGCUGGUGGUAUUGGUCCUAGCAAAACAAGAUGUCUCAUCACGGAGACGAUCGAGUUCUGCGAUUUGGAGGAUCAUGUCAGCGUCCUUGGAUCGACCCAAACUCCGGAUGUUCCAUCUGGAGGUGUGUUUUCCGUCAAGACGAGAUAUUGUCUCUCUUGGGCAGAGGGAAAUACGACGAGGCUCGUUUGUACUUGCACUGUCGAAUGGACCGGAAAGAGUUGGAUUAAGGGUCCAAUUGAGAAAGGUGCCAGCGACGGUCAGAUUGCGUACAAUAAGACGCUGCUUAUGUGCUUGAAGAGGGAGAUUGUCCCCAAACGGGCGAUUGCCGCAGGAGGGAAGGGAGGGAAGGGAGGCAAGGGCAGGCGUAGAAAAGAUACCGGGACUGGAGGCGCUGCCACUAGACCUGCUACGACCACCGCUGCGGCCACUCCAGCCAACGACUCCUGGGGACCACUCGAGAUACUCAAGCCAAUAUUUAGUCCUAUAACCGACAUCCUCGGCCCACUGCUACCCGCCAACUUCGGUCUGGUCGUGGUCACGAUACUGGUAACAUGGAUAGUCGCCACCCGGCUCCGCGGCGGCGGCACACCAGCAGCCGCCGGCCUCGCGCGCCCCGGCGGAUCCUACGCACCAGACCGAUGGGAUGACCGAUGGCGACACGAGGAGGAGGGCCUGUGGGAAUGGCUCGAGGACCGCGCGGGCCUAGACCGUAUUCCGAGCAUGCGCCAGCAGGAUAUCCGCCAGAAAGCUUUCGAGAAGUCGUUCCGCGUCAAGACUGCCGGCGCCGCCAUGAAGGACCUCCAGGUUGAGGAGGCCCUCGGUGUGCUCAAGGAACGUGUCGAGAUGAUGGAGCGCAUCAUGAGCGAAAAGAAGGCGUCGUCUACGGCCGUCCCAGUGGCAGUGGCAGCCGAGGAGGAGCAGCUUGAGGUGGACAAAAAGGAACUGAGAUAA
Messenger RNA from Tricharina praecox, 3000 nucleotides. RefSeq lists its product as uncharacterized. Lineage: Eukaryota; Fungi; Ascomycota; Pezizomycetes; Pezizales; Pyronemataceae. The transcript is spliced from 2 exons. The coding region runs from base 1 to 3000 and encodes 999 amino acids. The record is from RefSeq and is a predicted model, not a curated record. Gene Ontology annotation, molecular function: sterol binding; sterol transfer activity. Gene Ontology annotation, biological process: intracellular sterol transport. Gene Ontology annotation, cellular component: plasma membrane; endoplasmic reticulum-plasma membrane contact site; mitochondrion.